Momordica charantia (bitter melon) is the source of this 732-nucleotide messenger RNA. The record is from RefSeq and is a predicted model, not a curated record. NCBI's taxonomy places the organism in Eukaryota, Viridiplantae, Streptophyta, Magnoliopsida, Cucurbitales, Cucurbitaceae.
UUUUUGGUUCUCUUGGCUACCAAGUUCCACCAUAAUCACUAAUAAAAUAUUAUGAAUAUUACUUUAGAUGAGAGAGAGAGAGUAUUGAGAAUUUUAGAUAAAGCAAUGGAGGGUACGAAUUUGAUUGGUGGACAUGAAUGGAAAUGAGAUUACAGUGGGAUCUCCCGUUGUACGUGGCAAAACCAUAGCUCCUCUCCCAGUAAUUCUUGGCUGAAGGAGCAGCAGAGAAAAUCCUUGAGAAGCUUCCCUUCACCCUCAAAAAUGGCGGUCGCUUCCCCAUCUUCCGCCGCUGCCGCUGCCACUGCUGCUCCCUCUCAUCUUCCCAACAAAUUCUUCAGUUCCAAAUUCCGCCACGCCUUUAACCAUGCCCGCGCGCUUCCUUCCAGAUCCAAUUCCCUCACCAUUGUCGCCAUGGCUCCCAAGAAAAAGGCCCAUUCUGGUGGCGGCGCUGGCGGCGAUUGUUCUGAUUCCGGACGACUCGGCGGCGCUGGUGGCCUUGCAGGCGGUGGUCGGUGGCGGACUUGCUCUCGGCGCCGCCGGUUUGUUGGUCGGCUCAGUCGUGCUGGGUGGAUUACAGGAAGCUGAUUGACUGAACAGAAGAAAUCUGCAGGUGAAUAGUUCUUUUGAAAUAGUUUAAUUUGUUGUAUAAUUAAGAACCAGAAUUUCUUAAAGAGUAAAAGAUAACAACUCUUUUCUCUUGGUUUCAAAAUGUGAAUUACUAUUUUUUAUUUC